This is a messenger RNA of Alternaria postmessia, 1974 nucleotides long. RefSeq lists its product as uncharacterized. The transcript has 4 exons. Gene Ontology annotation, cellular component: nucleus. The coding region runs from base 1 to 1974 and encodes 657 amino acids. Gene Ontology annotation, biological process: DNA-templated transcription; positive regulation of transcription from RNA polymerase II promoter by galactose. The record is from RefSeq and is a predicted model, not a curated record. NCBI's taxonomy places the organism in Eukaryota, Fungi, Ascomycota, Dothideomycetes, Pleosporales, Pleosporaceae. Gene Ontology annotation, molecular function: DNA-binding transcription factor activity, RNA polymerase II-specific; zinc ion binding; RNA polymerase II cis-regulatory region sequence-specific DNA binding.
AUGGAGCACCGAAGACCACGAGAUGCUCUCUCAUGCGAUCGCUGCCGCGCAAAGAAGUUAAAGUGCUCGAAGGAUGCGCCCAUCUGCACUUCCUGCGCCCAUAGCGGUUCGCACUGCCAUUACAGCGGCAAAGUCGCUAGAUCGCCCUUGACAAGGGCAUAUCUGACGAGUGUAGAGAAGCGACUGCACAGUUUGGAGUCACUGGUCACGCAGUUGUUACCUGGCGUCGAUGUCGAAGAUCUGUUGUCAUCUUCCAAUGUGGCUGGUACUGCACGAUCAGUCAUACAGUCCCAAACGCCUGAGGUAGCUCCAAGCCCGCAAGGCAGUACUAACUCAAGUACACAUGAGCCUGCACUUCCUGAGGCUGUGCCAAACAACGUUGAUGGCUUUAAUUGGCAGGAAGAAGACGUCAACGUGGAUGGGUUGACGGAUGGCAUGGCCGCCCUUUCGGUCGAGCCAACUGGUGUAGGUUAUCUUGGCUCGACUUCUGGUGUAGUUUUUCUUCGGUGCCUCCUUGACUGGGCCGGCUUUCUGCAUCAGUCUGUCGCUCGACCUCAGCAGAACCUGACGACCCCAUCUGCUUCUUUCCGGAACGUGUUAGCAUCAUCACACAUCUCACACGCAGCUCUUACGACGCAACUAUCAUCGAGCUUGAUCGAUGCCUACUUUGCCAACUACCACGUUGUCUACCCCUUCGUCCACGAGGCAACAUUUCGUGCUCAAUAUCACGAGGUCGUUCCGCGACCUUCAAAAAAGUCGUGGAACAUGCUUUCUCAUGCAAUUAUAGCACUUGGUGCGUGGACAUUAAACAACGACCAAAUCGGCCUGGAGGAUUACCUGUACCGUCGGGCCUUGACAUUGGGUCAAGAGGAGUCGGUGUUUGAAGCCGCCAGCCUGACAUCUGUGCAAGCACUUAUACUCCUGAGUAACCUCAGUCAGAAACGCAAUAGCCCAAAUACGGGAUGGAAUCUACUAGGUCUCGCUGUUCGUACAGCGCUGAGCCUGGCACUUCAUAGGGAACUUCCUCACUGGAACAUUACCCUGAUCGAACGUGAGACAAGACGUAGAGUAUGGUGGGGCCUAUACAUCUUUGAUAGUGGGGCUUCCACGACUUUCGGCCGUGCCAUCAUGUUACCCGACCAAGAGACGAUGGAUGUUCAUUCGGUACUGAACAUUAAAGAUGAGUCGCUUACGCCACAAACUGUAACGCUCCCUACUGAGGUUGACGAGGCCACCAUCUACUCGUCGCUAAGAGCGCAGAGUAGUUUCCACCUGCAGACAAACCAUAUUUCGAAUAAACUACUAGCCGAGCCCGGGCUUUCCGCUGAGGCCGCGCUCGCUUUGAACAGCUCUGUGGAUUCAUGGACACACACAGUUCCCCCAUACUUCCAGCUGUCCCGAGCACCCAGCUCGUCAGUCCAGUGGUAUGUGUUCGCGCGGUCUCGGCUGUGGUGGAGAUUUUGGAACCUCAAGAUCAUUAUAUUCCGACAAAUUCUGCUACGCCGAGCGAUCUCCGAGCGAGGCCAGAUACCAGAUCAAGCUACGCAAUCGACUCAAGAAGACUGCAAGCGGAUAUGUCUCGAAGCUGCGCAUUCUACAGUUGUCUCGAUACAUCAAUAUGCGAUGCAGGAAUUGAAUAGACUCGAGGGUUGGUACGCGACAUAUUUCCUGUUUCAUGCGGCACUCGUGAUAACGCUAUGUAUCAUCAGCUUUCCGCGCGCUGAGGAGACCACGACUUGGCACGACGACGUUCGCUUGGCGAGAACCACCUUUCGCGAACGGCUUGUUGGGGAUUCAUUAUCAGCACGUUGUGUAGCGAUUCUUGACCAAGUCGUGUCCGAUGGCGACUUAAAUUCAGGCGGACUGCAAGAUCUGGAGCUUUCCAAAGACGCUUUGAGCACAUUUCCCUGGUCCAUCGAGUCCAACGAGUUAUUCAACUCUUUUGAUUGGGAUUUUACGACGUCCGGGUUCUGA